Molecule: messenger RNA, 1041 nt
Organism: Schistocerca piceifrons (Central American locust)
Lineage: Eukaryota; Metazoa; Arthropoda; Insecta; Orthoptera; Acrididae
Product: TSA1-like protein
Exons: 1
Coding region: 1-1041 (346 amino acids)
Biological process (GO): signal transduction
Cellular component (GO): membrane
Source: RefSeq, a predicted model, not a curated record
AUGAGAGACAGAGGGGAGAAGCAAACUGGCAGACAGAGUGAGGGGGGAGGAGGAGGUGGAGAGGAGGUGGAGAGGGGGGUGGAGGAGGUGGAGAGGGGGGUGGAGGAGGUGGAGAGGGGGGUGGAGGAGGUGGAGAGGGGGGUGGAGGAGGUGGAGAGGGGGGUGGAGGAGGUGGAGAGGGGGGUGGAGGAGGUGGAGAGGGGGGUGGAGGAGGUGGAGAGGGGGGUGGAGGAGGUGGAGAGGGGGGUGGAGGAGGUGGAGAGGGGGGUGGAGGAGGUGGAGAGGGGGGUGGAGGAGGUGGAGAGGGGGUUGGAGGAGGUGGAGAGGGGGGUGGAGGAGGUGGAGAGGGGGGUGGAGGAGGUGGAGAGGGGGGUGGAGGAGGUGGAGAGGGGGGUGGAGGAGGUGGAGAGGGGGGUGGAGGAGGUGGAGAGGGGGGUGGAGGAGGUGGAGAGGGGGGUGGAGGAGGUGGAGAGGGGGGUGGAGGAGGUGGAGAGGGGGGUGGAGGAGGUGGAGAGGGGGGUGGAGGAGGUGGAGAGGGGGGUGGAGGAGGUGGAGAGGGGGGUGGAGGAGGUGGAGAGGGGGGUGGAGGAGGUGGAGAGGGGGGUGGAGGAGGUGGAGAGGGGGGUGGAGGAGGUGGAGAGGGGGGUGGAGGAGGUGGAGAGGGGGGUGGAGGAGGUGGAGAGGGGGGUGGAGGAGGUGGAGAGGGGGGUGGAGGAGGUGGAGAGGGGGGUGGAGGAGGUGGAGAGGGGGGUGGAGGAGGUGGAGAGGGGGGUGGAGGAGGUGGAGAGGGGGGUGGAGGAGGUGGAGAGGGGGGUGGAGGAGGUGGAGAGGGGGGUGGAGGAGGUGGAGAGGGGGGUGGAGGAGGUGGAGAGGGGGGUGGAGGAGGUGGAGAGGGGGGUGGAGGAGGUGGAGAGGGGGGUGGAGGAGGUGGAGAGGGGGGUGGAGGAGGUGGAGAGGGGGGUGGGGAAGAAGGUGACGGACAGGGAGAGGGUAAGGAGGACAUGCAGAGAAAGAGAGUGGGGAGGAGAAGAUGAACACUGA